UCCCUCAAUGGCGCCUAAUUCUCACGCAUUCAGCUGUAAGUGCUUAUAGGAAGAAAAUUUGCGAGAUUUUUUUUUUUAAUUUAGAAACUUUCCUUGAGAAAGUGAAUUUGUGACUAAUUGCCGUGAACUGACUACACGGCCUUGUUCAGGUGAGGGCACAAAGGAUGUGCUGUGGAUGUUUUUUUGCUGUUAAAUAGGGGCGUUUAGAGGGUGCUUUUCGCGUGUGUGUUUUCCGCAGUGAUUUUCUGCAUUGUUGCCGUUGGAGUUGUCAAAGAGAUUUUCGCGUGUUCUCAAACCCCAUCCACGGGGGUUGCUGAAGGUGCUGUUCGUCCUACCCCAAAGUUUUCAUUAUCAAAAAAAAUUUUUAAAAAUGUCCCGAGAGUGUGAAGGGAUUGUGAUACGAGAGGGCCCAAUUUAGAUGGGGUAGUGCACCCUCCUGCCAAAGCCAAAGUAGAGCAAUAAUUGUGAAGUGGAUGGUGGUGGCCUAAAAGAGUGUCCCUGGUGUACGUGUGUGUGUGUGUGUGUGUAUGUGUGUCUUGCAGGAAAACCUCCCGCAACAUCGCAGGGACGCAAUUUGAGGCAAUUUUCAGUGGAGGCUCACCCUGGAGGUGCCCCCCCUCGCGCACUCAAGAACAAGGAAUUGCGGGAGUCAAAAAGGGGCGAACAAAUCACAACGCAACAUUCAAAAAAAAUUCAGUUGGGUGGCGCGCGCGUGGAAAAUAAACCUGGACCCGGUGAUGGGGGUUGGAGGAACCCCCAUGAGAAAUGCAACAACCCCGGUACAUGCCAUCGGUUUCUGAUCUGUACGGGACGGAUGAGAUAGAAUUUCUCCUGGAAGAAAUACGAGACUUAGAACCGGCCUGCUGUCAGCUAGAAGAUAUUCAGGUACACGAUGAUGACGAUUGUGUAGAAAAUCCGCACGACUUUGAAAUAGCUGGCAGCAGAGCCGGAGAGUUGUCUUUAUCAUUGGAAUCACCAAUUGGAACGGUGACUUCGUGGGAUUCGCACGCUCAGUACCGCGCCAGGCUGGGGAACAUGCAGGUACCCUGGGGAGGUGUUCAGUUGCACUGCGACACGACGCACCUCAAAACUCCCACAGGGAUUGUUCGUAUCCUGCUUGUGGUCUCCUCGGCCAUUUGCCUGGCGUGUGAGUGCUCAGCGGGAACUGUUCAAGUUGGCCUCUUCCUGCUACCCUUAAUUGGUCGACUACGUCUGAUGGUGUUCUGUGCGCUCUUCUCCCUCCUCCUGACGUGCUUGAUGCUCUUCCUGGACAUCUCCCACAUUGCCCUCGUGCUGCCCUUCAAUUGGGCUCGUGUCAAUGCAUGGGUGUACCUCAGCAUUGGGCUCAUCUUCAUCCUGGGCUCAUCACUCCUCCUACACAUGGUUCUCUUUGCUGAGGCAUUCAUCUGGGUACCGCGUCACACCAAAGACACCCUCUUCGUGUCAGCCAUCAUCGGAUACGUGUGCGCCCUGGAGGCCUUCCUUCUGUCCGCCUUCACGCAGUGCCCGUCCAAGUAUCGCCAAGUGCCGGACGAUCCCAGCGAGGCGCUAGAUCGCGAAUUGAGUCCACUUAGCACAUCCGAAGUACCCAAUCACACCCACACAGAUGGUCUCAAUUCAAAUAAUUCGCUCCUAAAGGCCACGACGCCCACUACGUCGAUUUGCAACCAAAAGCCUUACAUUCCCGCCAAACGUCCAGAUCAGGCUUUCAAUAAAGCCCCAACGCUGGGUAAUCCCCAAAAAUCUAGCAAUCGCAAUCGCCAAGGUUACCACUACCAACCAAUUGCGUCCACAUCCCAACAGAGUCCAACAUUUGUCCUCGACAAUUCGAUCCCCGGAUCGUCCAUUAAGUCGAAAUCUAAUACAUCUAGUGCGUGAUAAUUUAUGUGCAAACACACUGAUUAAAAAAAAUGAGAAUGUAUUCAGAGUUUAGAACCUGUAAUGGUUCAACCCCCGAUAGUGAAUUGCUGAGAAAUCUUUUUUUGGCCCCCCAAGAAAAAAAAGAUAUAAAGAUAACAGAUAUAGAGAAAAAAUGUAUAAUCGAGUAAAUUAUAUAUAUAUCACUUGAAUGUAAACUAUAUAUAUAAAAAAAAUGAAACUUUGAACAGGUAACGUUAGUUAUUUCGGAAUUGCGCCGCAUUAACACACUCUUUAUUCCUCCCACAAAUGGGAGGAACACAAUAAAAAAUGUGCGCAACAAAGGCAUUAUUUGUAUUUUGAAAAUAACGAUGAAAAAAUUAGUUUAGGGUGUUUUAAAAAAAUCUCAAAUAUUCUUCAUAUAAAUUGACCUCUUUUCCAUUAAAAAAAAAAACAAAAUGAAGAAAACUCUCACUGUAAAAUCCUCUUUAGUCACCUUCGUUGUAGGGGAGAAUGUAAUUUUUUUCUUUGGAGAGUCGUGUAAAGCCAUAGGGUGUCUCAAAGAAAAGACACGAAAUAAAGCAGAAUUUGAAGAAAA
Messenger RNA from Lutzomyia longipalpis, 2455 nucleotides. RefSeq lists its product as uncharacterized. Bases 766 to 1878 code for a protein of 370 amino acids. NCBI's taxonomy places the organism in Eukaryota, Metazoa, Arthropoda, Insecta, Diptera, Psychodidae. The transcript is spliced from 5 exons. The record is from RefSeq and is a predicted model, not a curated record.